CUUUGGCUCAAGCUUGCAGCCACGAUCUAUUGCAAGGCGUCCUGACAACCAAGUUUCCGGAAUCUGAAAUCGACACCAUCGUAAACGCCACCACAGACGCAUUGGUCAACUUUGUCCUUGCCAGAACCUCUAUCAAUCCCACUCGUCUAUCCCGAAAAAAGAAAACCAGACCCAGUCACCCAAAAUGGGGAAAGCAGAGUUCGGCACGACCAAGCAUCUGAGCAACCAGAUGAAGGCCAAAGGCCUUCAGCGGCUUCGCUUCUACUGCACGCCAUGCCAGCGUCAGAUGCGCGACGACAACGCCUUCAAGCAGCACUGCAUGAGCGAGUCUCACGUGCGCAACAUGCUCAUUGUGGGCGAGGACCCGAAGAAGUACAUCCGCGAGUACAGCGAGGCCUUCCUCAAGGACUUUGUCAACCUGCUCAAGACGGGCCACCGCGACAAGCAGGUCCAGAUCAACCACUUCUACCAAGAGUACAUAGCCAACAAGGAGCACGUCCACAUGAACAGUACCCAGUGGUCCAGUCUGACAGAGUUUGCCAAAUACCUUGGUAAGGAGGGCAUAUGUCGCGUUGAGGAGAACGAGAAGGGCAUCCACAUAUCCUGGAUCGACGACUCGCCCGAGGCGCUCAAGAGGCAGGAGGCGCUUAAGCGGAAAGAGGCGCAGGACAGGGGCGACGAGGAGCGAGAGCAGCGCUUGCUGAAGGAGCAGAUAAAGCGCGCGCAGAAGGAUGCCGCCGCUCGAGCGGCCGGGGAGAAUGGCGCAUCAACAGAGCAAGACCAGGAGGACAAGGGGUUGCGACGGGAAGAAGGCGAGAAGAUCAAACUGUCUAUUGGGGUUAAGCCUGCAGCCAGCAAACCGGAACCCGCACCGGUAGAGCAGCCCGCAGCUGCAACUCUUGACGAAGAAACCCCAGCAACUGGAGAGGCCAAGUUGGCGGAAGCGACUACAGAUUCCAAGCCUGUAUCGCUGAAGUUUGGAGCCAAACCAGCUGCCAAGAAUGUCUUUGCCUCCAAGAAAAACGCUUUUUCAAGCGGCGCAAAGAAAGUUAAGAUUGAGCAGCCCAAAAAGAUAAGUGAGGCAGAGAGGAUAAUGCGCGAGGAGAUGGGGCGCAAGAGGUCAAGAGAGUUUUCUGGUUCAGGGGGCCCUAGUAAACGCCAAAGGAUGUAAAGUCUUUCUUUUUUUUCGUAACGGUUUUUAUAGGCCUGGAGUCUGGCGGCGUUAAUAUUCUCAGUUCUAUACCCAUGGGCGCCUCUCGCGGGGUUUGUAUGGUCCAACCAAAGUUAUAUAGAGGGGAAGGAAGAUAAGACAUGACAAUGAAAAGCAUAAUCAUAAUC
Pyricularia oryzae 70-15 is the source of this 1338-nucleotide messenger RNA. Its product is annotated as zinc finger protein RTS2. The record is from RefSeq and is a predicted model, not a curated record. Gene Ontology annotation, cellular component: nucleus. NCBI's taxonomy places the organism in Eukaryota, Fungi, Ascomycota, Sordariomycetes, Magnaporthales, Pyriculariaceae. Gene Ontology annotation, biological process: DNA damage response; DNA replication. The transcript has a single exon. Gene Ontology annotation, molecular function: double-stranded DNA binding. Bases 185 to 1171 code for a protein of 328 amino acids.